CAACUGCAGUUAAGUAUGAAGCAAAGGAUUUACUCUUUUGCAUCAAAAAACUGGCCAUUUGGAGAUGUACUAUGCAAGAUUUCUGUCACACUAUUUUAUACAAACAUGUAUGGGAGCAUUUUAUUUUUAACCAGUAUCAGCGUUGACCGUUUUUUAGCAAUUGUAUAUCCAUUUCAGUCAAAGACAAUCAGAACAAAAAGAAAUGCAAAGAUCAUCUGCAUUAUAAUUUGGAUAAUUGUGACAACAGGAAGUAUACCAGCAAGCUUCUUUCAAUCCACCAAUGCUCGUGUUAGUUCUGAAGGAUGGACACACAAUACAUGUUUUGAACACUUUUCUGAAAAAACUUGGAAAACUUAUCUUUCAAGAAUUAUUAUUUUCAUCGAAACAGUAGGCUUUUUUAUUCCUCUCAUACUGAAUGUGACAUGCUCUGCAAUAGUUAUAAGGACAUUAAAUAAGCCAAUUACAAUGACCAGGAAUAAAUUAAGUAAAAAAAAAGUUCUACGAAUGAUACUCGUUCACUUACUGAUUUUCUGUUUCUGCUUUAUUCCGUAUAACAUCACCCUAAUUUUUUAUGCCCUCAUGAGAACACAAGCCUGGAUUAAUUGUUCAGUUGUUACUGCUGUUAGAGUUAUGUAUCCAAUCACUCUAUGUAUUGCUGUUUCAAACUGUUGUUUUGACCCUAUAGUAUAUUAUUUUAUUUCAAGUAGUAUUCAAAAUUCAAUAAAAAUGAAAACUUCAUCAACUAGAAAACAGAGAUUUCCUGAAACUCAAGUUUCUGAUAUUCAAGUUAGAUUCCAAGCCUUAAAAGCAAGAGUACUGGAUACUGAAUCUAUCAUAUAAAUGGUAUUGACAGAUUUAGAAAAUAGAAUGUUUAAGCUAUAAAUAUUCUUCUUGUUUCUACAAAUAUAAGAGAUUAUAUUGAAUUUAAAACUUGUGAAUUUUAAACACUAUUUUUAAUCUGUAAGUCAUUGUUUCCUGAAAUUUAUAUUAUCAAAUUAGAAAAAUAUUCCAUCUGUUUGGAUUAAAAAAAAACUUUUUAUUAUUCAAUGUUGUAGGAAAAGGAGGUGUUAGAAUAAAGACCUAAUAGGUUUCCUUAUUAUACAAUAAAUUGUUUUCUUUUUAUGUUACUAGUAUCAAUAUUAACAUCAUUGACUUUAAUAUUUUACUAUUUUAUUCAAAGAUAUUGAAAAGACUGUGGAACUGUAUAAUAAAUUCUACCAUGUAAAAGUGGAAGAGAAGUAAUUUAUGGUGAUUAUUUACCAGACUGAGCCUUGGUAAAAUCUAUUUGAAUUAUGAAGUAUUAAAUGUAAGUUUCAACUAUCCCAUGGUAUUAACAAAUUCUAAGUGAGAUAUUAUUAUCUCCAAAAUUUUGGUGAUAGUUAAAAAAAUUCCUACUGUGAACGAGAAAACAAUAUUUGCAUAGUUUUUAGACAGAAUAUUAUGAGAUUUUCAGAUACAUUUUAAGGAAGUAUGUUAGUUAAUUGCAGCAAAAAACUGGAAUUAUAUUGUACCUUAGGAGUCCCCAAUCUCUAUUUGGAAUUGGACCGCACGAGUGGCUGGCUGGCACACGCACGCAUGCAUGCAGCUCAACUUGUAUGAGCGGGGGGGGGGGAGGUGGCAGGCAAUUGCACGUAUGCACGCCAACUCACCACUCGCACUGCCCAGUUCCCCUCUCCCCUCCAACUGGACUGCCAACCUCCAGAGGCUGUGGACCUCUGCCUUAGAAAGAUACAUAAAUGCAUCUUUCUGAGUAGAUAACUUGUGAUAUUCUUGAACUGUUUCAGCUAGUAAUAAUAAGGAACAAUUAAUACACUAAGUUCACAACAUAAGAUGUUCAUUUAGUUUUAGCUUAAAAUAUGAAUCUAGUUAUACAGGUAGUCCUCAACUUAUGAUAAUUGACCCCAAAAUUUCUG
Messenger RNA from Crotalus tigris (Tiger rattlesnake), 1913 nucleotides. RefSeq names its product lysophosphatidic acid receptor 6 (gene LPAR6). The record is from RefSeq and is a predicted model, not a curated record. Gene Ontology annotation, biological process: phospholipase C-activating G protein-coupled receptor signaling pathway; positive regulation of Rho protein signal transduction. Bases 16 to 840 code for a protein of 274 amino acids. Gene Ontology annotation, cellular component: membrane. The transcript has 2 exons. Gene Ontology annotation, molecular function: lysophosphatidic acid receptor activity. Lineage: Eukaryota; Metazoa; Chordata; Lepidosauria; Squamata; Viperidae.